AUGCCGAUGAAGCGCAGCAGCGACAGCUCGGCCAGAGACGGAGUUUUUCUCAUUCACUCUUUAACCAAAUCUUUGUGCAGCUCGCCGGAGGGAAAGCAUGCAGACUUUAACGGACAGACGCACAUUCCUCAGGAGGAUGAUUCUGGGAUUAAAUCAGAAGCCGAGGACAGCAACGAGACGCCGUCCUCUGAAGAAGACCAGGACCUGGUGGACUUCAACGCCGACCUGAGCAUCAGUAAACAGAGCAUCUCGUCCUCCAGGAAGAGCAUCAGUCAGAUCAUCAAGGACAAGAAGAAACAGACGCAGCUCACGCUGCAGUGGCUGGAGGAGAACUACAUCGUGUGUGAAGGCGUGUGUUUGCCUCGCUGUAUUCUCUACGCUCACUACCUGGAUUUCUGCCGCAAAGAGAAGCUGGAGCCAGCGUGUGCUGCCACGUUCGGAAAGACGAUCCGACAGAAGUUUCCUCUCCUGACGACGAGGAGACUCGGCACCAGAGGACACUCCAAAUAUCAUUAUUACGGAAUUGGCAUCAAAGAGAGCAGCGCAUAUUAUCACUCUGUGUAUUCUGGAAAAGGUUUGACCAGAUUUUCAGGGAGCAAACUCAAGAAUGAGGGUGGUUUCACCAGGAAAUACUCUCUGAGCUCAAAAACUGGAACUUUACUCCCCGAGUUUCCAAAUACUCAACAUCUGCUGCUGCAGGGAAACGUCUCCAGAGAGAAGGUGGACACUCUGAUCAUGAUGUACAAAACACACUGUCAGUGCAUCCUGGACAACGCCAUCAACGUCAACUUUGAGGAGAUCCAGAAUUUUCUGCUCCACUUCUGGCAGGGAAUGCCCGACCACUUGCUGCCUCUGCUGGAAAACCCUGUCAUCGUCGACAUCUUCUGCGUCUGCGACUCCAUUUUAUACAAGGUUUUAACCGAUGUUCUGAUUCCUGCUACGAUGCAGGAGAUGCCCGAAAGUCUGUUGGCAGAUAUUCGUAACUUUGCCAAACACUGGGAACACUGGUUGUCCUCCUCCCUGGAGAACCUCCCAGAAGGUCUAGCUGCGAAGAAACUCCCCAUCGCUCGCCGCUUCGUCUCCUCCCUGAGGAGACAGACGUCGUUCUUACACCUGGCGCAGAUAGCCCGCCCAGCGCUGUUCGACCAGGCUGUGGUCACCAGCAUGGUGUUGGAUAUCGAUAACGUGGAUCUGAACAGCAUCAGCUCACAACCGCUGCUUAACAUCAGCACCACAGGAGACCAAGAGCCAGACAUUUACUCUGAGUACGACUCCAUCACCGUGUUUCAGGAGCUGAAGGAGCUGCUGAGGAAAAACGCCACCGUGGAGUCUUUCAUCGAGUGGCUGGACUCUGUGCUGGAGCACAAAGUCAUCAAGCCUGGGAAACAAAGCGGUCGGACAGUGAAGAAGCGCGCGCAGGAUUUCCUGCUCAGGUGGAGUUUCUUUGGUGCCAGAGUGAUGCACAGCCUCACACUCAACAACGCCUCCAGCUUUGGUUCCUUCCAUCUGAUCAGGAUGCUCUUGGACGAGUACAUCCUCUUGGCUCUGGAGACUCAGUUCAACAACGACAAGGAGCAGGACCUGCAGAACCUUCUGGACAGAUACAUGAAGAACUCAGAUGCCAGUAAAGCCACGUUCAUGGCGUCGCCCAGUUCCUGUUUUCUCGCCAACCGCAACAAGGCAAACGCCGCCGUCGACCAGUCGGUGAAGAACGAGUCUCUGGGAGAACACGCCUACAUGUCCCUGUCCAUCAGUCAACAACAGAGUCUGGACACGAACGCAGCCGUUUACCCGGGGACAGACACUGCUGCUUUCUCUCUGUCAGGUGGUCAGAUGGACUUCUCUCAGGUCAGCGCCCCCCUCAUGACGCCCCCUAUCUCUCCAGCAGCGCUUGUGCACCGAGGCUCCGUCAUCAACCAGGGGCCCAUGGCAGGAGCCAGACUCCUGAUGUCGUCCUCUUCGUCCUCCACCUGCUCCACCUCCACCUCCUCUUCCUCGUACCUCUCCUCUCUCAGUGCAAUGACGCAGCCCAGCCCCUGCUCUUCAUACCAGGAAACCCUGUACCACUGUCUGGCUCAGACCAGCCCCAGUUACUUCCCUCCAGCCGGCGGUUCCUCGAACUCAAACUACCAACCCGCACCCAGGCCUCAGUCCCAGAAUCAGUGUCUGUCUUCAGUCCCGUCGCAGACGUCCUCCCUGACCUAUCACCUCUCUCGAUAUCCGUCCUUUAACGACCAGCAGCUGAGUAAAGACUUGUUCUACAAUCAUCACCAUCAUCAUCAUCAUCAUCCUUCAUCCAGCGGCAGCAACAACUGCUCCAUGACGCCAUACGGCUCCGCGCUCAGACCCAUGUCCGGCUACACCUCAGGUCCAGACCCGGCUCAGACUGAGCAGGAACUGGACGCUCAGACUUCAGCUCAGAUUCUGGACUCGACUGAGGGGUUUGGCUUUGUCGUGGCGGGACUGAACCACCCCAGUGGGGGGUGCCAGGGACAGACGCACUCUGCUGCGGGACACACUGGUUACUAUGGCAACAGCAGCUACGUGGACAGCCAGCGGAUCGCGUCGCUGGUCGACCAGCACGUGUCCGUGAUCAGCAGCGUCAGCAGCCUGCGUCCGUUCUCCACGACGUUCUCCGAGGUCCACGAUCCUCUCAACAUCCUGGACGAACCGGGACGGAAAACAGCAGGAGCCUAUUUCACGGAGACGGACACUGGAGCAGAUCAUUCCCUCCCGCCGUCAGGAUCCGCCCCCUGCAUGUUUGGAGUCGCGUCUCCGUUCACGUCGCAGGACGCGCUCUUGUCCCAGCAGGGGGUGACGUCGUCUGCCAACGUGCAGGACCUGGUGUCGUCGCUGCCUCCCAUCAACACAGUGUUCAUGGGCGCUGGAGGAGUACAAUGACACUGACACUGAAUGUACGUACACACCGACACUCUGGGAUGGUUUUGGGCGAAAAGAAGCAGAGUGGAGUGGAUGAAGUGAAUGACGGGUGACAAUGGACACACAAAGACUUAAAACUGCUUAAAACAGCAGCAAAAUGUGGAUUAUUAUUUAAAAUAUAUAUAUAACAGUGACUCUCUACUUAGAUAUUUAUUCUAUGCACGCUUUUUUUCAAUAAGUAAUUUUUUGUAAUGUUGAUGCCCCGAGGACUUCCAGUUCUUUGACAUGAUUUUGAAUGAAUAAAACUUUGUAAGUGAGAACGCCGUGCAUUUAUCUGACAAAAAAACAACCUCUCACCUCACCUCAAAAUAGACAUUUUCCAACAGUUUCCACUGGAGCACCUCCUGAAGUUAGAAUUCCAAGUCAUUAACGAACUGAG
Messenger RNA from Solea senegalensis (Senegalese sole), 3319 nucleotides. RefSeq names its product regulatory factor X, 6 (gene rfx6). The transcript has 20 exons. Gene Ontology annotation, biological process: regulation of transcription by RNA polymerase II. The record is from RefSeq and is a predicted model, not a curated record. Lineage: Eukaryota; Metazoa; Chordata; Actinopteri; Pleuronectiformes; Soleidae. Bases 1 to 2901 code for a protein of 966 amino acids. Gene Ontology annotation, molecular function: RNA polymerase II cis-regulatory region sequence-specific DNA binding; DNA-binding transcription factor activity, RNA polymerase II-specific.